UUCAGUUCCUCGUCGAACUUCAAAGCGUUUGGGGCUCACAACCGGUGGAAGGAACGUCCGAGCGAGUCGAGCAGGCCAAUAGCCCAGAAAACUGUGAAGGCGGGCGCGAACAAGUGAGCCGUAGCCAGCCCCCGAAGUAGCCGAGUGAAGUGGGGAGAGAAGAGUCGAAACUGCAGACGAAAUACAAGUGAAAAGUGAAAGAAAUUGUUGAAAAUUGGCGAAAUAUCCAAAACUCAUACAAAAAUAUACACCCGGGAGCUGCUGGCGGCUGAAUCGAAAGGAUAAACUUUUGGCACGCUAUGCCCACGACGACCCGUCGGGGUCCAAGCGGGCACAUUCGCAUUCGCAUUCGAGUGCCAGAGUGCGGUAGAGACAGAUAGAGAUACUCACAUAGAACAGAAGUACAUUCGAGGCUGAAGCUGAGGUCGAACAUGUGCCAAGGCCUUCGAGGGCUGUUUCGAAUUGCGACGGGAGCCACGAUGCUGCCUGAUUUUGACCAAGUCAAGUAAACAAGCCGAGCCAACACCGGCACAGACGCACGCCUAGCGCCUAGACCCGUAAAAUCACAAGCGAAAAAAAAACAAAGAGGACUUUUGCCGAAAAUGGCCGCGCCCAUCGACGAGAGUGUGCUGAACGCACUGAAGGGGGUGACCUCCAAGCAGACCCGCCUGCCCAAGCCGCUGCUCAUCAAGAUCUAUGUCGCCAGCCAGAAGCAGGAGUUCAACCAGGAGCGCCGCAUGCUCCUGGAGCUGGUGGGCCCCGAGCUGCAGGGCCUCUACGACGACCGUCAAAUCGAGUUGGAGUUCGUGGACAUGCACUUCGGCACUGGGGCGCUGGAGGUAAACCAGCUGGAGCGGGAUCCCUAUCUGCUGCAGGACUACCUGCACGAGAUCGACACCUGUCAUGCCCACACGAAGAGCGUCUUCUUUCUGGCGCUCAUCGGCGACGGCCUCGGACGCCUGCCGCUGCCCACGCACCUGGACGAGGACAUCUAUGCCGCGGUGCUGGCCGACCCUCAGACAACGGCCGACCAGGAGGCUCUUCUAGCCAGGUGGUACGAGAUGGAUCCAUCCAAGGUGCAGCGUCAGCUGAAGCAGGACUAUCGAGUACUGCCCAUGGACGCCUGGCUCAGCGAGUCUCAGCAGAUGCAAAAGAUGCUGGAGCAGGCGCUGCAAGGCUUUGUCCAAGGACCAGGUGCCUCGGCGCGAUCUGCAGACUUCCUGAAGCGAGUGCAGCAGCUGAGGCGCACGCAGAUCGAGCGCGAAGUGGAGCAGGCCAUGGCCCUUUCCAACGAGAAGAUCCUCGCCGUGUUUCGGGAACGGGCCGCCCAGUGCACCAAGCGGGAUGUGGAGGCCAAUGACCGGCUUCGGAAGAUCAAGGACGAGCUCACUAUGAACCUCUCCACGGACAAUCACACAACCCUAGUGGUGCCAGGCAGUGCCUCGUGCGAAAUGAUCGACCCGGACAACGAGGACCACGAGUCCUAUCUCAGCAAAUUCAAGAACAAAGUCACCGACAAGCUGCGUCUGCUAAUCGAGGCGCACAUCACCAAUGAUCCCGAUGUAAUCAAGGGGAGGAAAAAGACUGUUCAGGAAAUCUUUCACGAGCACGCCACUCACCUGCGCAUCCUGCGCGAUCAUGUGGAGGGGGCGGCCCUCAUCGAGUCGCGGGUGCCACCGCAGCUGGGCCAGAAUCUGAUGGCGAACUUCAGGAACGGCAGCCGGCAUGCGCCGUACUUCAUUUGCGGCUCGGAUGGCAGCGGCAAGAGCGCCCUGAUCAGCACCCUGUACGGGCAGGUGGCCGGCUGGUUCGUCUCGACGAAGGUCCACCGCGUGAUUCGCUUCGCCAAGGCCACGCCGCGCUCGGCCUACAACCUGGAGCUGCUGCGCGUGAUCUGCCAGCAGAUCUCGAUCAUUUUCAACAUCCCCGAGGGCUACCUACCCAAGGACGCCUCCUUCGAUCCGCUGUACAUCAGCACCUGGUUCCAGAACCUGCUGCGCCGCGUCGAGGACAUGAGCAACGACGUCCUGUUCCUGUUCAUCGACGACCUGCACCUGCUGAACCCCCUGGACUGCGACAUCGUGACCGCCCUCUCCUGGCUGCCCACCUCGCUGCCCUGGAACGUGCAGAUCAUCUGCAGCUCCACCACCCCCGUCGAGCAGCUCAAGUUCACGCCCAUGCAGCGGGACCGCUUCAAGUCGGCGGAGUACCAGUUCGACCUCAACCUGGGCGAGUACGCCACGGAGCUGCGGCGGCCUCCGCAGUGCGUCUCGGACGUCAGCUUCGUCCUGUACGUGGAGCAGCAGUUCGACGGCCUGGAGCGCCACUACGGCAGGCAGGCGGUGGGCAGCCUGGCCGCCUACAUCACCUGCUCCGAGUACGGGCUGAGCGAGACGGAGCUCCUGGAGCUGCUCAUGCCCACCGACGAUCCCGAGUCCCUGAUCGACACCAGAAGCGGACACUUCAGCUUCGCCACCUUCAAGAAGAUCCACAGGGAAAUGGACAAACUCCUGCUGCUGCACGACAAGAUCAUGUCCGGCAAGGUGCUCAUCCAGUGGCGCCACAACUACUGCGCCGUGGUGGCCAAGCGACGGUACAUGGACGGGCAGAGGACGCGCAACCUGCACAUGGAGCUGGCCAACCUGUUCUUCCCGCAGGACGAGGACGAGAGCACGUUGGAGAACGAGUCCACCCAGAGCGAGAACAAGUCCGUGAUCAGCCUCAAGGACACGCUCAGGACAGUCGGCGAUCUGCCGCACAAGGAGAGGGAGCGCGAGAAGGACAACGUCUCCGCUGGCCGCAAGUCCUCCUCCACCCACCACAACGACGACACCUCCACCUUCUACAACCCCAUCGCCGCCGACGUCAGCUACAGCAUGCGGCACGUGGAGGAGAGCUGGCACCACCUGAUGCGCUCCGACGACACGACACGCUUCAAGCAAAUCGCAGUCUGCAACUUUGAUUUCCUGCUGGCGGCGGUACAAACGGUGUCGAUCAGCUAUCUGCGCUGCCUGAUCGAGCACGUCCGCUGCUAUAUCCUCGACAGGGACAUCGAGCUGAUCUACUACACGAUCCGCAAGUCCAGCGACGUGCUCACGCGCGACCCCAUGCAGCUGGGCUCCCAGCUGAUCUCCUGGCUGCGUCCGAUCAGCGAGCACGACGACGACGACAACUCGCUGCUCAGCAUGACGGUGCGCUCGGCGACGGCCUGGUGCGAUGGCUACGCCGUGCCGCUGCUGGUGCCGCUCACGGGAUGGCUGCCGGCACCGCUGCCCUCGCAGAUCCGCACCAUGACGGUGUCGGGCACGGGCGUCAUCCGAGCCGUCUGCCUGGCGCCCUCGAGGCAGCACCUCAUCCUGGCCACCAGCUCGGGCGAGGUGCAGCAGUGGCACAUCAUGAGCAACUCGCUGGAACACAUCUUCAAGGGACACACUGCGGCAGUCACGUGCCUGCUGGUGGCUCCGACCAGCGAGCCGGAGCUCCUCCUCACCGGCUCCGAGGACACCAGCGUGCUCGUCUGGCACGUCUCGCAGCGCGACCGUCGGGCGCACAUCAACGCCCACACAGCCCCCAUAACGGGCGUGGCAGCCGGGGUCAAUAACACGCUGAUCAUCAGCAGCAGCGAGGAUGCCACAAUCGCCAUCACGGACCUGGCCAGCGGCAAACUGAAACACCGAAUCAGCCACCAUCGCGGCCCUGUGAGCGGGAUCCUGGUGGCCGGAGCGUGCGAUGUCCUGAUCUCGGGCAGCCACGACCGAACCAUCUGCGUGUGGAACCUCGAGAACUUUGCGCUGCUGAACACCAUGCAAAUGCUGAGUCCCGUCCUGCGCAUCGACAUCUCAUGGAACUCGGUAUUCCUCCUGGCCCUGUGCGAGGACAAUGCCCUCUAUGUGCGCACUCUGGCCACGGGCAAGGAGCUGCACACGCUCAAGGGCCACAAGUCAAAGAUACGGACCAUUUCCAUUGGCAAGGACAGUCAGCGCUGCGUGGUGGGAUGCGACGAUACGCGAGCCCUGAUCUACGACAUGCACUCCGGCAAGCUGGUGCGCUCCAUGCCGCCCAACCCGGGGCCGGUGACCGCCGUCUAUGCGAUGGAGAACGACGACUUCCUGGUCACGGUGGGCGGCAACAAGAUCACGUUCUACUCGUUCCGCAAUGAGGAGCUCUACGUGAACCCGUACUCCCGCAACCCGCGCCGCAAGCGCAGUCUGAAGCGGCACGCCCAGGCGCAGCGCUCGCCCUCGACGACCUUGCCACCGAUCACGUGCUUCGACCUAUCCCGCGACUCGCAGCUGAUGGCCAUCGCCUCGGGCCGCAGCGUCCACCUGAUGCGCAUCAACACGCCGGAGUACCAGUGCAGCCUGGAGGGGCACGCGGGCGUCGUCAACUGCCUGAAGUUCGCGCCCAACGGAGAGUUCCUCACCACGGGCUCCGAUGAUCGGCUCGUGCAGGUGUGGAACCUGGCGGCCACCGAGACCAUUAACACCUUCAAGGGGCAUGCGGCGCCGGUGAUCAAGGUGGUGGUGCUGAUGGACUCGCUGCGAGUGAUCUCCACGGACCGUGACUCGCUGCUGCUCGUGUGGAUGGCCAGCUCGGGCAACCUGCUGCAGACCAUCCAGGGCCCCUACAAGAGCCUGGUGGUGACCAACAACAUGCGCUUCGCCGCCUCCAGCAACGGGGACAACACUUUGAAGAUCUGGUCCCUCACCCAGGAGGACGAGAAGUACUCGGUCUCGCACUCCGACGAGAUCACCUGCUUCGAGAUCAGCGCCGACAGCAUGCACAUCAUCACGGGCUCCCGGGACAUGUCGCUGAAGGUGUGGCAGUCCACGGGUGGCAAGCUCAGCCAGGUGCUGGUGGGCCACAGCGACGCUGUGACCUGUGUGGCCGUCUCGGUAACCAACAAGACGCAGGUCCUCUCCGGCUCCAAGGACACGAACCUCAUCCUGUGGGACCUGCUCACUGGCGAGGAGGUUCACACGCUGGCCGGACACUUGGGUCCAGUGAUCGGAGUGAAGGUUUCGGCAGAUGGAUCCACGGCUGUGUCGGGCAGCGAUGACAAGACCUUGAUCGUGUGGGAGACGAAGCGCGGCCUGGCCCUGACCUCGCUGCAGAUGCACGUGCCCUUCACCCACUUCGACAUCAGCCUGGAGGUGUCGCGGGUCCUGGUCCAACUGGUGGACAGCUACAACCUCCCGGUGAUCUGUCUGCACAACACCCCGGCGCAGUAUGUAAAGCUGCCUACGUACUCGGGACCCACCAAGGAUGUGGAUGAUCUCCGGCCGCAGGGCCCGAAGCGCCAGAUGAAGCGCCUGCUGAAGAAGGAGGUCUCCCUGGACACAUACACCUGGCAGAAGAAGUACGGCCACCUGACCUCGUCGGUCAUGAUGGCCCAGGUUGACGAGCGCCUGAAGCGACGCUUCAGCGUCUCGGCCAGCAUGGAGGAGAUCUCGAAGAUCGCCGAGAACAAGACGGGGGCCUCCAAUGCCAACAUCGGUCCCGAGCAGGCCGCUCUGGCCCAGUCGCAGCACUUCGACCAGCUGGAGGCGCUGUGGAACAAGCGGUCUCCGCCCCGACGCCGCCACAACGCGGGUCUGUCGAGGCAGACAUCGCUGGUGGAGGACCGUCUCGAGUCGUCGGACGACGACGAGUACCAGGACGAGCGCGCAGGUAUGUUGUCAGCCUCCUACGACCACAUCCACCUCCUUGCACGCUUGCCUGGCAUCCGCUCCCUGAACGAUGCAUGGAAGACAAACAGUCUGCGAGUGCCGAGAACCAAGUUCUACGUGAGCACCCCCCCACAGACCAACAGCAGCCACCAGCUGAACGCGACCAGUCGGACAGAACCCCCCAACUCCGAACAGAACGCCGACAGCAGUGCGACCCUCCACCGGGUGGCGCCCGACUUGGUGAGGGAUCUGCUACACCCGGCCCCCUCACCGGCAGAGUCCCCUCGGCUGAUCACUCUGCGGAACUUCUUCCACUGGCCCAGCCUGAAGUCGCACCUGAUGCGCGGUCAGCGCCAGAGGAACUGCCUGUCCGUCCAGCCACACAUGCGCCUGAACCCGCCGGACCCCCUCCGACCCACGCCCAUCAUCGUGGUGGAGAACUGUGACAGUCGCAAUGUGCAGCGCCUACGCACCGAUCUUGUCCUGCACCCGCAGUACAGUCGCGCCUCAUUCGGCCACAUUGAGGCGGACGAGCACGAGGUUCCCUUGGCCAAGAGGUCAUCUCCCUCGAGUGGCGGCUACCUCCGCCGCCGCUGGCACCUCCUGCGCCACAAAUCCCCUUCCGAACGGAGCGGUCCCAAAGCCAAAGCCAAUUCCAAUACGAACUCGAGCUCCCAAGAGUCAACAGCCACUUGCAACGAGUGUGUGGCCCAAUGACACCACCACCCGACGAACCCCUCCUUACAGCCACACAACCACUCUAGCCAUUGCUCCACUGCACCACACGACUUUUGUUCUCCUGCACUUUUAUCCAACUCUUUACUCUUUAUACGUACUAUGUAGUUCUGGCCAUGCGUAGAUGCUCCCGACUAGUCGAGUCGGACCUAUUUUUUUUAAUAAAAGUUACCACAAUUUAUUUGGUUUUAUUUUGCGUGCUCGUUCAUUUAUUAUCCCCAAUUAUCAGUACCAGAAUGAACAACAGACCCACAGGCAGAAGCCAGGUGAGUACACUUAGCGAAACAUCAGUGAAGGUGGAACAACACUCGGUCAACAGGGGUCCUUAGUUUCUGGUGAAUUCCGGAUAUUCACAAUCGGAUAGUUCGAUACUGAAAUGAUUUACGAGAGGAUUUUCUCAUAAAGGAAAGUGUAUAAUUGUUUACACCCCAGGUUGCCCACAAGAGGCAGUUCUUUGAUUCGACCAACAAUCAGGGGUCUCCGGAAGCACCUAAAAACUUGGCAAAAUAUUGUAAAUUGAAGCUUGGGUUUUCUACAUAAGAGGACUUAAAGGGCAGCCCACAUAUAUACACAUUGUUAUGCAACUAUUUUCCAAAGUAUCCUGCCUUAACAUUCAGCUUUUCACUGUCCCCGACGCUGGGGGGUUUGAUUUCUUUCUGCUUGUCCGUUAUCGGAGAAAUGUGGAAAAGUUGAUAAUUAGAUUUUCCUCGUGAAAUGGCAAACCAACAGCAUCAAUUAUUCGACUGCAAAGGGGUUUUCAUAAUGCUCAAUCUCCCCCAAUCGGACCCCAUCCGACCCGACCCGACCGGACCACUGGGUGCGCUCAUUUCUCAGUUGGCGAGGCAUGAAAUUGCAAUCAAUGAAACUGCAACGCGAUUAACUCGAUAGGCAAAGUGAAGGCCAACGCAUCGCUGGCUGGAUAAUGAAUUGAAUUGCCCGAUUUAAGCGAAUUAAAAUCCAUCGAAGCCGAAUGGGAGCGAGUCGGGUGCAGGCAGGGCCUGGCUGGGGGUUCUUUCAGAUGUGAAGGUGAACGCGAACCGUGCUCAGCCCAGCGAGGUAAGCAGCUGAAAAGGCGUUCUCCAAGCUCUACUUUAAGUUCAUCAAUUCAAUCCUACUCCUCAGGCAUGUUUUGCUCUCUCUCUCUCAACACGCCAGAAGAUCCAGCAAAGCCAGAGCGGAACUCGCUCCUUUGUACCAUACUACUCGUACAUAUACUCGACCACCUGAAUGUAAAUUGAUUGUUACUUGAUUUGUUAAUAUUCGUUCUAUACAUACUCGUAUAUACGUGCAUUUUCACCCACCUCCCAGUCUUCUCGAACCUCAUACCGUUCUCCGCUCUCUCGAUGUGUAUAUAUGUAUAUGUAUACUAUGUAUCUAUAUAUUUGAAUACCUACUCGUUGAAUUUAAAGUUGUUGUCAAGUUGCCCAGACGCACAGUUGUUUGGACAAAAGUCCGCUCUUAACGCAAAUGAAAAUGAAGUUCCCAUUUUCCAUUCCAACAACCCGACCAAACCACAACUCCAAACUCUGAAAUGAACCACCAACGAAACACCAACAACAGCCAACGCCCACAGUUCGAAAACCAGUUCCCGCAGCUCCCUGCACCCAUAGACAACUGUGAAAUGUGAACUGUGAACUGUGACCGCAGUAGCAGAGCAUCGUACGGCAGGCAGGCACCAACCCAACAGCCCCAACAGCUACAUAUACGUCGAUAAAUAUUACAAAAAAACCUAAACUAAACGAUAAAACAUGUUUACUCACCAAUGCUUGUUUGCAAGGAGAACGCACAUACUCGUACCUAUACAUAGAUCUACAAUUACAAUUACAAUUACAAAGCAGCCCUCUCGAUUGGCAUUUCACUACCUAGACCUCAGCAAGCACCUCUAAAAAAAAACGGCACGGCACUGUCCAAAUUGACGAACCGACCCGAUUCGGCAAAUGUAGAAUAUUUUGUGAUUUUGUUUUCUGUUCUUAGACGACUUCGACGAUUUCUUUUAGGGGAAACCCAUUAUACCAGAUAAGAUACUCGUACUCCUGCAUAGGAGACACGAACACAUACUUUCGAACAUGUACCUCAGGCAAAUGCUGAACCACUUUUGAGAAUUCUACAUGCAACUUGCAAUAUAUUAUAUUGUAGUACAGAAACCAAAACAGUUUAUCCAAUAUCAGAGUUAUAACAAUAAUAUUAACCAAAUAACGACACAAGAGUUGAUUUGCACUAAGCAGACUGCACCUCCAAAAGCUGGAUCCGAAAACCAAUCAAAUCACUUCGCUUCAGGAGGAGGAGGCUACCACAAGGGAUAAGGCCUGAGCCGGCAGCAAUUACACUUCUACAAUUAAGCAAUUAAGACACAUUAAGAAACAUUCCAGAAGUUUCCAGAAUCAAGCAAGCAAUAAGAAGCGUAACGUAACCAAACCAAGCGCCACAAUUAGCCGCCAUCUUCCCUCGAGUCGAGCUUGGACUGGGGAUCCCUCCCAUUUGUGUGUAGAUGAACGAUAUUUAACCAGAUAAACCACCGUCUCAGACUUUGUAGGAAUUAUAGCAUUAAGUGAGCCAAUUUGGACAUUUUAUUGUUGUUGAGUGUUUUUUGAACUAGUACACUGCAUCUGCAUCUGCAUCUACAUAAUUAUAUAGUACCACUUAGGAAUAACGUAGAAUCUCUUCAAACGAGGAGUGCAAACACACUCUCUCUGAGGGGCUAAAAGCGUAACUAUGCUUAAAAUGAAAACCAAAUACAUACUCGUGCAUGCAAAAUGCAAAAAACACUAAUACGAGCACGAGCGAAGAAUAAACUGUCUAUAAUAAGCUCCCACUUGAGUCCCAGCCGUGUAGGGCUCCACAGAGUACCCGAGCAGAGUGGAGUGCCCUCGGCUCCUGCGCCUGGGACUUGCACCUCCCUUGGAGAACUUCAAUAACUUUCUGACAAUCAGAGGUUCUGGCCUAGAACGAAAAAACAUUGAUAUUUCUACACAGAUAUUUCUAUGCAUGCCACAAGUGAAACUUUGUUAAACUAAGAAAAAAACCCACAUAUAUCUACGUUCUGCGUAGUGUAGUGUAGUGUAUUGUAUUGUAGUGUAGUGUAGUGUCCACCAGACGUAGCCGACCAUCUCCCGAGGAACUGUGCAUCUGGAAAUGGCUAUGGACUUGGAUAUAGAUAUGAUAACACACAUACGCAUAAACCUAUAUGGAUCAAUGUACACACACACACCGUCUAUGUCUAUUAAACCGAAAUAAAACUCUACUCAACUUUACUGCGAAACGGCAAAACACAA
Messenger RNA from Drosophila miranda, 9676 nucleotides. Its product is annotated as NACHT domain- and WD repeat-containing protein 1. NCBI's taxonomy places the organism in Eukaryota, Metazoa, Arthropoda, Insecta, Diptera, Drosophilidae. The transcript has 19 exons. Gene Ontology annotation, molecular function: protein binding. Bases 603 to 6386 code for a protein of 1927 amino acids. The record is from RefSeq and is a predicted model, not a curated record.